AUGGGAGCUCGUCUCGUGGAAGGUGGAAGCUAUUGCGACACCGAGGACGCUGCGCUGGGAGCGGAUAACAGCCUUCGAAUUCGAGCCGAGUGCGCCGGAGAACCCGGCAAAGCCGUGGCUCAGGAGGUGGCGUCGUCUCGCUGUGGUGACGACGAGGAAUCUGUGUCGGAGGCUGGAGCGGCCGCCGCUGAGGACGACGGCAGCUCGAGGCGUCGUCAUGCGACAUGCCCGGAGUGCGGGAAGAGCUUCCCCUCGGACAAGUCACUGUUCGGCCACCUGAGGUGCCACCCGGAGAGGGAUUACAGGGGAGUGAACCCGCCGCCCGAGGCGAGGAGGAAGUCCGGUACUUCUCCGGCGGCCAAGAGGCCGAGUGCGAAGCGAGGCCGACAACGGAAGGCCGUGACCGCUGAUCCCGAAGCCAUUACGGCUGCUAGAAUCCUGCUGCACCUGGCUGAUGCAGAGCACAGGGACGCUCGUUCUGACGACACAGUUGAAGAUGAACUGCUAUCGAGCUACAAGCAGACGAUCAAGAGGAGGAAGACGGAGCAGGUGGAGCUGGCGAACGAGCCCGGUACGUCCGAUCGUGGCCGUAGAUACCGAUGCAGUGUGUGUUCCAAGACAUUCUCUUCUCACCAAGCGCUGGGAGGACACCGAGCAAGCCACAAUAAGAACAGGAGUCAUCAUCAUCCCGAAGAAGAAGAAGAAGAAAAAAAAGAAGAAGAACAAGAAGAAGCCGCAGCAGCAACGACGACGAGCAACCACAAGAAGGAGCAGCAAGAGGACGAAGCUGAUAAGGGAGGAAGCCAUGGACUGUUGGACUUCGAUCUCAAUGAGGCACCGAGGCUGGGAGAAGAAGAAAGCUAG
Musa acuminata AAA Group (dessert banana) is the source of this 864-nucleotide messenger RNA. Its product is annotated as zinc finger protein ZAT2-like. The transcript has a single exon. Bases 1 to 864 code for a protein of 287 amino acids. The record is from RefSeq and is a predicted model, not a curated record. Lineage: Eukaryota; Viridiplantae; Streptophyta; Magnoliopsida; Zingiberales; Musaceae.